GGAGAGAAUAAAUACAACAAGAACUACAAAAGGCUUGCCGCAGCCGCUACAAAUUGUUACAGGAAGGACAUUGAGAGGGCUGAAUUCCAUGGUGCCACACACAAGAGAGUCUCUAAAAAGCUUGAUGAAACAGCAGGAUGACCUGGAGUACAACUUGGGACCCUUGAGGAGAGCAUGUUUCUGAAUCUGAAGUCAACUUGGGACAUUACUCAACCUUCAGGAGAAAGGUGGCAUUGCUUCUUACCUAGAAGAGAGAUUGCAAGUGAGGAAUGUAUGUUGACGGUCGUUCCUGGCGACUGAAGCGAGAAAUGUGCAGUGCAAAAGUUGGACCGUCUUCCCCCAGAGAAUAACUACCACCUAUUACUCACCUGGACUGCUAAAGGCGUAGUAAAGCUGACAACAAAGUAGAAAUGGAUGUAUUUGGCGGUGCACCGCGUUUCUUCGCCUAUCCAAGACCUGUUGUGGUCCAAACUGGAACUGAUGCAGUCCUAAAGUGUCAAAUUGGUGGUGAUCCAAGGCCUGCAGUCAUCUGGGAGAGAAACAAUGAAAAGAUUGAACCACAGGGGCGAUACAGGAUAUUUGAGGACGGAAAUGUUUACAAUCUCAUCAUUUCAGCUGUAACCAUAGAGGAUAGUGGUCAGUACAUAUGCAAAGCAAAGAACAGCAUUGGGGAAACAUAUGCAGCGGCCACAUUAAAGGUGGAGGGUGAAGCACAAGAAUUGGAGUUACGAGAGGAAAAUAAGCCACGAUUCCUCAUCAAGCCCCUCUCUACUCGCGCCGGCCGUGGGGAAGAUGCAGUUUUCUCUUGUAAGCUCUGGGGAAACCCACGACCAGACGUUGUCUGGGAAAAGGAUGGGAGAAAACUCAAUGAAAUAUUUGAAAGCACACAUUUCAGUGUGGGCUUCCAGGACGGUGGAUGGUUCCAGCUCAAGAUCUUUAAGACUCGCGCUCCAGACGGUGGUGUAUAUACGUGCAAAGCCAGGAAUGAGUUUGGAGAAGCGUUGGCAGGAGCUGUGUUGCUGGUUGAUGCAGGCCCAGGACAUGAGGACGAGGGAAAUCGAAAUAGCUACACAAAUGGCCACUGGAAAGCUCACCAAGGAAAACAGAGGAGACAAUUGCCAAACCGGCUCAAAGACGACACAAUGUCAACUAAAGUCAAAAUGUUUGCAGUGACAGAGGGUAAACAUGCCAAAUUUCGCUGCUUUGUGACUGGGAAACCCAAACCAGAAAUCAUUUGGAGGAAAGACGGCAGACUGAUACUGUCUGGAAGGCGUUAUUUGUUAUACGAGGACAGAGAAGGAUACUUCACACUUAAGGUUCUGUACUGUAAGCAGAAGGAUAAUGGAGUUUAUGUUUGUGCUGCAUCAAAUACUGCCGGGCAAACCCUCAGUGCCGUACAUCUCUCUGUAAAGGAGCCGCCUGUGAGGUUUAAGCAGCCUCUCAUUGAUCUAGAAGUAUGGGAACGAGAUUUGGCUGUUCUCGAGUGUGAAGUUCCAGAGGACUCUGUUUCCAUCACAUGGUAUCUGGAGGAUAGACGACUGCAGCCAGGGGCCAAAUAUGGAAUGGAGGAGUGGGGAACAAAACGGCGACUAACUAUCCGUGACAUUGAUGUUGACGAUGAUGGGAUCUACCUCUGUGAGAUGCCAGAUGGGGGCAGAAGCAUUGCAGAGGUAGCAGUAAAAGGGACAAUUUUGCGGAAGCUUCCAAGAAAAGUGGAUGUAUUGGAAGGCGAAAAUGCUGCCUUUUGUGUUGAAGUGGAGAAUGAAGAAAUGGACAUACAUUGGUACAAAGAUGCCCUAGAGCUACGUGAGACACAUCAGACCAUCCUUAAGUCCUUUGGUCGAACUCACAUCCUGGUUUUUGUCAAUACAAUGCCCCAAGACUCUGGCCUUGUGACUUUCCUUGUAGGCAGAUCCAAGACAUCCUCUCAGCUAAGAGUGAAAGAGGCAAGACAUUGCCCACCCAGUUGUCCAGUGAGUGUGCAGAUCAACACAGAGCGUGCCAAUGCAGCUCUUCUCUCAUGGGUUCCUCCUCAAGACUCCCGAAAGAACCCUCCAUCUGGAUAUGUACUUGAUCGACAGGAAGUGGGCACUGGUUCACAGGAGUGGUUACAGUGCCUGACCACUGACUCUGCAACCUCUGUGGAGAUCCUUGGUGACAGUGUACCAUGUGAAGCCGAUUAUCAAUUUCGCAUCUGCAGUGUAAACAAAUAUGGGAAGAGUAACACUGUGGAAUUCCCUAGAGCUGUUCAUUUGGUUCCAGUUGCCAGAAUCCAAGCUCCCUUACAGGAUGCCUUGGUGCCCGAGGGACAAGAUGCCCUCUUCUCUAUUGAGCUCUCUGCUUCAGUAAUCGGGACAUGGUUCUUAAAUGGCUCUCAGCUUCCGGAAGAUGAACGAUAUUCCAUGCGUCGUUCACGAACACACCAAUCUCUUCGCAUUCGAGGAGUACGUGAUACAGACAAUGGAGCUGAGAUCACAUUUAUUGCCUAUAGCAUUCGGGAUUCUGCUGCAUUGUACAUUCAAGCUCCACUUGUCAAGUUUUCACCAAUGUCAGAAAUGGAUCGAAACAAAUUUGUAGAAAUUGGAAACCCCAUUGUGCUCUACUGUGAGCUGUCAGACCCUGCAGUUCCAGUCCACUGGUACAAGAAUGGGGUGGAAUUACAAACAAUGGAGGGUCUGCAUAUCCAAUCCGAGGGUACCAUGAGAAGAAUUGUCAUCCAAUCAGCAGAAUUCUCACAUUCGGGAGUGUAUUGCUGUGAUGCCAUUGAUGACGUCAUCAGAUUCAAUGUGGAAGUAGAGGCCCCACCUGUGAGGUUUUCAGCAGUUCCAGAUGGUGAGAAGAACACAACCAUUGAAAUCGGCUACCCUAUUGUUUUAAGCUGUGAGCUCUCAGAUCCUUCUGCCCAAGUGCACUGGUAUAAAGAUGGAUCAAAGCUCCAUCCUCAAACUGGAGUAGAUAUUCUAACUGAAGGCUUGGCAAGAAAACUGAUUGUCCAUUCAGCAGAAUUGUUCCAUUCUGGAUUAUACUGCUGCAAGACAAAGGGUGACACCAUCUCGUUCAGUGUGGACAUCAAAGCUCCACCUGUGAAGUUCUCAGCAAUUCCCGAAGAAAUGAGGACGAGGUCGAUCGAAGCAGGCUGCCCUAUUGUACUCCAGUGUGUGGUGUCGGAUCCUGAGGCCCAUGUUUGCUGGUACAAGGAUGAAACUCAGCUCAUUUCAAACUCUGGAUUAGAAAUCCAGUCAGAGGGCAACACAAGAACAUUAGUUGUUCAGUCUGCAGAGCUGAGCAACUCUGGUGUGUACAGAUGCACCACAAAGGAUGAUACCAUGGAGUUUCAAGUGGAGAUCAAAGCUCCACUUCUGAAGUUCUCAGCUUUAUCUGAGGGUGACCAGAAAAAGACGGUCAUGACGGGCUCUCCCAUUGCACUACAAUGUGAGCUGUCAGACCCCACUGGACAAGUCAGUUGGUUCAAGGAUGGAACAAAGCUCCUACCUCAAAAUGGAGUAGACAUCCAGUCAGAGGGAAAUGUCAGGGGUCUAGUUGUCCCAUCAGCAGAGCGGGCUCACACUGGCAUAUACCGCUGCGAGUCAAAGGAUGAUGACAUCCAGUUUGCUGUGGAAGUAAAAGCACUACCUUUGAAGUUCUCAGAGCUUCAAGAGACGGACAAGAGCAAGUACGUCCAAGAAGGUUCUCCCAUUGUCCUCAGCUGUGAACUCUCUCAUGAUGCCUCUGCCCAUGUGGAUUGGUACAAGGAUGGAAUGAAACUCCUACCACAAAACAAUAUGGAACUACAGUCAGAUGGUCAAACAAGAACUCUACUCAUCCACUCAGCUGAACAUAUACACUGUGGCACCUAUGAAUGCUCAACUUCAGAUGACACCAUCACAUUUAAAGUGGACGUAGAAGGCCGAUCGCCAAAGAUCAUGCCAAUCCCCCUGUCAGAAAAAUACAAGAUGAUUACAAUGGGUGGUCAAAUUGUCCUUCAGUGUGAGGUCUCAGACCCUGUCGCCCAGGUUUCCUGGUUUAAAGAUGAGGUUGAGCUUUUUUGCAAAACUGGCCUUGAUAUGAAAAGAGAUGGCAGUCAGAGAAAAUUAAUGAUCCAUUCUGCUAAGGUCUCUGACUCUGGUCUCUACAGCUGUAGCCUCGCUGAUGAUGUUGUGACAUUCCAGGUGGACGUUGAAGCCUCUCCUGUGAGGUUUUCAGCACUUCCAGAUGUUGCAAGAAACACAUUUGUUGAAGCAGGAUGCCCACUUAAGCUGCAGUGUGAAGUUUCAGAGCCAGCUGCGCAAGUCUAUUGGCACAAGAAUAGAAAACAGCUACCUCCAAAGAGUGACUGUGAAAUCCAAACAAAAGAAAAACUCAGAGCGUUGGUUAUUGCAUCAGCAGAUGUCAGACACUCUGGGGUGUACAGCUGUGAGGCCGCAGAUGACCAUAUAGAAUUCAAGGUGGAUGUUGCAGCUGUUCCAGAGACUGAGAGGAGCAAAUCUGUUGAAGCAGGCAGCCCGAUCAAUCUGCAGUGUGAGACCUCAGACCCCACAAGCCAGACCGGCUGGUGUGAGGAUGGAAUAAAACUCUCACGGAAAUCGGGAAUAAACAUCGAAUCAGAGGGCAAUAAGAGGACACUUAUCAAGUCUGCAUCUUCUUCAUGCUCUGGAGGUUACAGUUAUAAAACUGAUGAUGAUUCAGAUUUCAACGAUUUCUAUGAGGAGGUUAAAGAGUCACCGGUAACGUUUGCUGAAAUCCCAGAGGAGGACCUUUUCAAGAGUGUUGUGGAACAAGAACAGCUUGUUUUGUCAUGUGAAGUAUCAAGGGCUGGCGGUGUUGUCCAGUGGUACAAAGAUGGAGCUCAAAUGCAACCAUGCGACAAUAUCACAAUGCAAGUAGAGGACACCAAAAGGAACCUGACAAUACAUGCAGCCCAACCGUCCGAUACAGGCACAUACACAUGCCGUGCAGGAGACAACAUUCUAAUGUACAAGGUUAACAUACGAGAACCUCCGGUAAUGAUUAUCCACCCCAAGGAAGAUGUUCACCUUGACCGUCAUGUCCCCGAGGAAAUUAUUCUGAGCUGCGAAUUGUCUCGUGCAAAUGGUGUUGUCAGCUGGUACAAAGACGGACAAAAGCUGCAAGAGAGUGAGAACAUCAAGCUCAAGAUUGAAGGCCCUUAUCGACGACUGAAGAUCAUUUCUAGUGGAGUAGAAGAUUCUGGAGAAUACGUCUGUGACACAGCCGACGCUUCAAUAUUCUUUCAUCUUAGUAUUACAGAACCUCCAGUGCGGAUUGUUUCCCCGAGUCAGUCUCAAAUGGAACUGUGCCAACAGACCUCUGAGAGGAUGGUAUUGAGCUGUGAAAUCUCACGGACCAAUGCAGUAGUGCGCUGGUAUCGAGACGGUCUUGAAGUGGAGGAGAAUGAGAACCUUAUCCUAGAAGUGGAUGGUGUCUACAGAAGACUUAUUAUACCAGAAACUACUGUCCAAGAUUCUGCCGAAUAUGUCUGUGACACUGCAGAUGACUCCAUGACGUUCUUUGUGAACAUAGCAGAGGCUCCUGUUCGUUUUGUACGUCCGAGGAAGAUGGCAGGUAGAGUAGACAAAGUGGUUGGGGAGACUCUGGUUCUAGACUGCGAGGUUUCAAGAUCAAAUGCUGAAGUCACCUGGAAGAAGAAUGGGGAAGAAGUAGAAGACUCCAGAAAUAUCACCAUCCUUGAGGAUGGUGUCAUGCGUCAGUUAACUGUUCACUCACUAACAAUGGAAGAUGCUGGCCAAUAUGUGUGCGAUGCUAAGGAUGAUGUGAUGGAUUUCCAUGUAGAAGUGCAAGAAUUGCCUGUAAAAAUUAUUGGAAAAACGGACACAAAAACUGAAAAGCAGUUCUUGGUAUCAGAUGAUAUUAUUCUAGUGUGUGAACUAUCAAGAUCGAAUGCCUCAGUCAGUUGGUACAAAGCUAAUCAGCUAGUUGAUGACACCGAGCGAUACUGUAGUGAAGAGCAAGGGGUUUUCCGCUCGCUGGUUGUCCUUAAUGCUGGACUUGAAGAUUCAGGAGAGUACACCUGUGAUGCAGUGGAUGAUAAGAUGGUCUUUUAUAUCACUGUCAAAGAGCCUCAAGUAUCAAUCAUCGGAAACUCAGGCCACCCGGAGCAUCAUAUGCUGGUAGAAGGAGAUGACCUCAUUUUAGAGUGUGAAGUAUCUCGGCCAAACGCAACCGUCCAGUGGUUAUGGAAUGGCGAGAUACUGAAACCAGACACUCGUAUACAAAUUGACAGCCAUGAUGUUGUACGGAAGCUUGUUCUCACUGGACUCCAGCCCUCAGACUCUGGAGAAUACAUUUGUGAUGCCAUGGAUGACAAAUUGACAACGAUUGUUGAGGUUCAAGAACUACCAGUCAAGUUUGAGAAUAAAAAACCAGCUAGUAACAUCACAGCCAAUGAAAAUGAGAGUGUUACGCUGUGUGCCACUGUGAGCCGAGAAAUAACUAAUGUUCGGUGGCUGAAAGAUGGCCAACUAUUGAACAGGGACAACAUUCACAUCUCCAGUGAGGGUAAUACCUACAAGCUCACCAUUAAUCCCCUGCAGCUGUCAGAUUCUGGAGAAUAUGUCUGUGACAUUAACACAGAUCAGAUGCAGUUCAGUCUUUUAGUCAAAGGAAUGAAAAUGACAUUUACCAAACCAUUGGAGAACAUUGUGUCUCUGAAAGGUAGUAUACUUAUAUUACGAUGUGAGAUCAGCAAGCCUAAAGGAGAUGUCCAGUGGCUUAAAGAUGGCCACGAGAUCUCUCCAAGCCGUCGGCACACAAUAAGGGCACAAGGUCGAGAGCGAAGCUUUACCAUCCAGCAACUAGAGGAAGAAGAUGCUGGAGAAUAUGCCUGCGAAUCCACAGAUGACAGGACCUCAGCUACUGUAAAUGUACAAACUCCCCGUGUUGUUGAGUUCAUUGCGGAGCUUUGUAACAUCACUGUCCGUGAAGGAGAAGAUGCAGUAUUUAAGUGUGUGGUUUCACCAGAGGACACUCGCUUGGUGUGGCGCCUAAAUGGCAAGCAAGUAGCUCCAAAUGAGCGCACUGUCAUUUCAAGUAACGGACUAUGCCACAUGCUCUGCAUCCACAACUGCAUGGUAUCAGAUAGCGGCAGAGUAACAGCUGAUGCAGAGGGGACAGUUUCAGAGGCAGAACUCCAGAUCCAAGAGCAACAGGUGCUGUUCACCAAGAAAAUGACGCCAGUUGUCGCUGAAGAGUACAGUGAGGCAACUCUAGAGGUGGAGGUAGGUCUGGAUUCGGGAGAGGUGCAGUGGAUGAGGCAAGGGGUACUGAUCCACCCUGGAGCCAAGAAUACCCUGAAACACAAGGGCCGCAAACACAGUCUCACCAUCCACAGACUUGCCAUUUCUGACCGGGGCAGCUACAGCUGUGAGACCCUCCACGACCGCACGCAAGCCCAGCUCACAGUGGAACCUCGAAGGAUCAAAAUCAAGAGAGGGCUGACCGACAUUAAAACAACAGAGAGAGAAACUGCCUCUUUUGAGGUGGAGCUCUCUCAUUCCAAUGUACCCGGUACCUGGAUGAGAAACACAAUCAAGCUUAAGCCGACAAAUCACUAUCGUAUGAGUGCCAAAGGACAAGUCCACAGCCUCACCAUCUAUAACCUGUCGGUAGAAGACACCGGCACCUUUACAUUCUCUGUGGAGAAUUUGAAGACGACUGCAAGGCUUGUUGUGAAGGAGCCCCCUGUGACCAUUUUCAGAAAACUGGAAGACCAGAAAUUCCCUGAUGGGGCAGUAAUCUCUAUUGAGUGUGAACUGUCAAGACACAAUGUUGAUGUGAAGUGGAUGAAGAACGGGGUUGAGCUAAAGCCGGGCAAGGAAUUGCGCAUUUACUCAAUGGGAAGGAAACGGUUUCUUCAGAUCAUGAAAUGUCACGUCAGUGACUCUGGCAUUUACACCUGCGAUGCUGGAGAUACUACUACAUCCUGCACUGUAGAGGUGUAUGAGCGUGAGCUGCUGAUCCUGAAGCGCCUACAGGACGUGGACAUCCAGGAAGACCAGAAUGCCGUGUUUGUUUGUGAGAUCUCAGUGGAGGACCUGCAAGGAGAAUGGUACAAAAACGGGGAGAGGAUUCAACCCACCAGCACCAUCAAGCUCCGGCAGGAAGGGACCAAACAUUUUCUUCUGAUGUGUAAUGUGAAAGCAGAGGACUCUGGAGAGAUCAAGUUUGUCACCAGACACGUUGAAUCUGUUGCCCGUCUGGAGGUGGAAGAGCUUCCGGUCAACAUUGUGAAGCCUUUAGAGGAUACAACCGCCCUGGAGAAGACGCGUGUUCUGCUCGACUGCACCGUGUCCAACCCCAGAUGUAGCAUCCGCUGGUACAAAGGCAGCAACGUUAUCCUGCCCUCUGAACGCUUCGAGAUCUGCAGCGAGGGCUGCUACCGCAAACUGAUCAUGCAGCAGGUGGCGCUGGAUGAUGCGGGCACAUACAGUGUGCAGGUUGGAGAGUAUACAUGCUCUGCAAAACUCACAGUGGAGGCCCAGCCACAGCUGCUGGUCCGAGAGCUGCAGGAUGUGGAGGUGAAGACCCCCGGGGAGGCCUGCUUUGAGUGUGAGGUCUCCGUCCCCGUCCUCAAAGCUCCGCUGUGGACUCUGAACGGGGAGCCACUGCUGCCCAGCGCUCAGGUCCUGCUGGAGCAGAUGGGCACGGUGCACAGGCUGACCCUCACACACACCUCCCCCAGCAUGGGGGGGGAGGUGGAGUUCACCUCCGGGAGAGCAAAGAGCAGAGCCCAGCUGCGGGUGAUCAGUGAGCCAUGAGUGACUUCUUCAAUCUUUCAUCACUUUAUUGACAUGGACUGAAUAUUAUGAAAGGCUUUUAACAUUGUAACAUUGACAUUUACUUAUAUAUUUAACAACAGUAUGUCUAUACAAGUGGUUUAAACAGGGUUGUGAUGGAUUUUCAUGAAGUUUUCAGUUAAUGUUAUAGUCGUCUUUAUGACUGUUCAUAUAAAAGUCGUCAUAGUAAAGUGUGAAUGUAUUUGAAGCAAUGCCGUUAUCAUAAUAGAAAGUUUGGAUGUAAAUAUUGUCCCAUGUUAUAGAGGUUUCAUCUGUGUUGUUUUGCUGAAAAAUAUAUAAUUGUAAUAUAUAUAUUGUUAGAAUAAAUGGAAGGAUGGAUAUUCUAAGUGAAGAGUUCUAGAUAGUUUUUAUUAAAUAUCUAAAAUUGUAGAAUUACACACUUAAUGUGCAUGUGGUCCUUGAAUUUUAAGAUAUUUACAAUUUUUUAAUUAACUUGUUUUGCUCCAGAAGCUAUUUUGGUCCAUUGACAAAUAUUUAGAACCUUAGUUUAUUAUAAAAUAUAUUCUGAUCUGCACUCAGUGUGUACCAGAUUAUAUUUCAAUGGUGUUGUGUGGCUGUUUUGACAGUGACCUAGAUUUGAAGUCUUCAGUAUUACAACAAAGAAAAUAAAAAGUUAGUAUAUUACAGCCAUGUAUUCAUAUCAUCAUCAUAUCAUCAGAAUACGGAAGAGGAUUAGGGCCACAUGUUUCAACCAUUUUGAAAUAUGACAAAAAGUUUACAUUUUCUUUGAGUUCUGAGAUUUAAGUCAGAGUUCUGACCUUGAUCCCAGAAUUGUCACGUUUUACUCAGAAUUCUGACUUUUUCCUUCGAAUUCAAUUUUUUUUUAAACUUUUUGUGAGAAAAAUAAAUGUCAUGUUGUCCUAAUCCUCUCCCAUAGGAUCGAUUAAAUACAAAAUAUCUUUCAUCGUUUAUACAUUGUAUAGAAAUCGUUUUUUAAUGUUUUGAUGAAAAGUUCGAAUGAAGAGAAUGAUGUCUUGCAGCAAAGGGCUUGUAAUGUAAAUACAUUGGGCCAAAAAUCAGGUAAUUUAGAAGAGAAAUAGAUCAGAAAAUUACUUGAUAAACUUGAUUGAUAAUCAGGGAAUGCUAGUUUUAUUAUGGAGUGGGUAUAAUAUUUCAACUUAGCCAAGAAUGAUAGUUUUCAUAUAAAAUGUGUUCCAUAUUCCAUUUGCCUUGUUUCCACCUCCGCCAUGUUGUGUUUGAGAUGUGAGAGAAAAAAAACUACUGUAGUGAAAUAUGACCUGUUUCAAUAAAACAUGCUUUAUUGAUGCAAGGUAAAAAUA
Gymnodraco acuticeps is the source of this 10111-nucleotide messenger RNA. It is a transcript of the gene obsl1b, whose product is annotated as obscurin like cytoskeletal adaptor 1b. Gene Ontology annotation, molecular function: protein binding. NCBI's taxonomy places the organism in Eukaryota, Metazoa, Chordata, Actinopteri, Perciformes, Bathydraconidae. The record is from RefSeq and is a predicted model, not a curated record. The transcript is spliced from 33 exons. The coding region runs from base 411 to 8792 and encodes 2793 amino acids.